Messenger RNA from Cuscuta campestris, 1926 nucleotides. The record is from the annotation of a GenBank genome assembly. Lineage: Eukaryota; Viridiplantae; Streptophyta; Magnoliopsida; Solanales; Convolvulaceae.
CACGCCACAUCGGCAAAUUGUCAGCAAAAUGACACUGAGAUGCCACGUCAACUCGGUCAUCUUCCAACAGUCGAGACAGUUCAGAUGGCCGAAAAACGUCAAACCAGAAACCGUUUGAAAUGAAGACGAAGCACUGCCCUGAAGAGCCAAUGGUCAUAGGGGAUUUCCGAUCGUAACGAGAAAAACAGAUUUUCGGUUCGGGUCGAUAUACUGGUCGGAUUAUUUUGGAUCCGGACACAAUGAUUGGUUGGUGCAGGCAGUUGCGGGGCGCUUUUGGGGCCCCUUUUCUGUGGCUCGUUUGCUUGAUUUACUUCACCCAGGGUUUUAGAUCAUUUGUAUGGACUGCAGUUUCGUAUCAGCUGAAAGAUCAAUUGAAAUUAUCUCCUUCAGCUUCCCAGUUUGUCUCUUCAAUAGCAUUCUUUCCAUGGAGUGUGAAACCUCUAUACGGAAUCAUAUCUGAUUGUAUACCCAUUAAAGGAAGAAAGAGAAUUCCCUAUUUAAUGCUGGCCACUUUGCUAUCACUCCUUCCAUGGCUUGUUUUAGGAACCAACGAAUUUCUUAGGACCACUAAGGUGCAGCUCAUGAUUUUUCUAACAGUGCAAAAUCUGGGAUCUGCCAUGGCUGACGUAGUAAUUGAUGCGAUGAUAGCUGAGGCUGCAAGAUUAGAGCGAGCUUUAUUUGCUGGUGAUCUUCAAUCAAUCUCUUGGAUGGCAAUGGCUUUGGGAGGAAUCUGUGGGAGUUUGCUAGGUGGUUAUGCAUUAAGCAAUCUGAAGAUGGAUGAAAUUUUUCUUAUCUUUUCUGUUUUACCAGCAAUGCAGUUUGUUUCAUGUCAUUUUGUGGAGGAGGGCUCUGCAGCUUCUAAAGCCCUCUCCAAAAGUUCCAGUCCAAAUGGGACCCACUUGACAGACGAAAACUUUGAUGAGAAUUUGAACUUCUCUAAUGGGAAGUCCAAAGGUGGUCCUUCAAGGAGAAAAAAGAGCCAGAAAGAUACCGAAAGCAGAGCAAUCAAAACAGGUGACCUCCAAAUUCAAGAAAAAGACGGGCCAUCCUCUAAUCUCUUUCAAUCCCUGAAAUCAGCAAGCUAUGAUCUAUUUAAGGCUUUCCGGCAGCCAAUCAUUCUACGACCAAUGGCUUGGUUCUUUUUAGCACAUAUAACAGUCCCAAAUCUGUCCACAGUAAUGUUCUACUACCAAACAGAGAUUUUAAAGUUGGAACCAUCAUUCUUAGGGACAACACGUGUUCUAGGGUGGUUAGGCCUCAUGCUUGGAACCUUCAUAUACAACCAGUACUUGAAGAAAAUGAGAUUGCGAAGAAUUCUCAUGUGGGCUCAUGUUGGUUUGGCCAUUUUGGGUGCUCUAGAUCUAAUUUUGGUUACCCGAAUCAAUGCGUCAUUAGGCAUAUCGGAUAAAGUUAUGGUGAUGUGCGGGUCUGCUCUUGGAGACGGGAUAAAUCAAUUCAAGUUUAUGCCGUUUCUGAUCUUAUCAGGGCAGCUAUGCCCUCCAGGAAUUGAAGGCACUUUGUUUGCGCUCUUUAUGUCAAUCAACAACUUGGGCACUACAGUGGGAUCUUUUGUAGGAGCUGCGCUCGCGUCUGCUCUUAACAUAUCUUCAGGAUCUUUUGAUAACCUUCCCAUUGGCAUUCUCAUCCAACUCGUGUCCACAUUCGUUCCGGUGGCUUUUCUCUUUCUGAUCCCCAAGGAUGCCACCGGGCUAUCGGCUUAGUUCCUAUACAUAUACAUAUAUAUAGGAUUUUAUAUAUUUGACUGGUCAGGCUGUACUAGGAGGCUCUACUUCAAUGUUAGCCUUUUUUGUUUUGUAUUUGUUUUUCAAACCACAGGAAAUGUUAUAUAUACUUGAAAUUUGAAAUCAUCAUUUUGUAGUGAGUAUUUUUUUUUUCCCUUAUGGAGAAAAAAGUGGAUGUAUUUUG